This is a messenger RNA of Tilletiaria anomala UBC 951, 1440 nucleotides long. Its product is annotated as MFS general substrate transporter. The transcript is spliced from 7 exons. Gene Ontology annotation, molecular function: transmembrane transporter activity. The record is from RefSeq and is a predicted model, not a curated record. Bases 1 to 1440 code for a protein of 479 amino acids. Gene Ontology annotation, biological process: transmembrane transport. Gene Ontology annotation, cellular component: membrane. Lineage: Eukaryota; Fungi; Basidiomycota; Exobasidiomycetes; Georgefischeriales; Tilletiariaceae.
AUGCUUGAGCAUUGCAGACCGAAUGACGAGAAGCGGCGUGAGUUCGAACGGAAGCUCGUUCGAAAGAUCGACCUCAGGAUGAUGCCGAUACUCAUCUUGCUAUAUAUCAUGAACUACCUCGACCGCAACAACAUCAGUGCAGCUCGUGACUAUGGCUUGCAAAAGGACCUCAAGCUUACCGACACACAGUAUUCCGUCGCUCUCUCGAUCCUCUUCGUAGGCUAUAUUUCGCUGCAAAUCCCCAGCAACCUCCUUCUCGUGCGCCUGGGGCGACCGCGCCUCUACAUCCCGAGCAUCGUAGCGCUAUGGGGCAUCGUGUCCGGUAUGACAGCGUUGACGCACAACUACUCAGGCCUCCUUGCCGUACGCAUCGUUCUUGGCAUGGCAGAAGCCCCAUUCUUCCCUGGAGCGUUAUUCCUGCUCUCAAAAUGGAUGACCAAGAAAGAACUAGCCACACGUACGGCUUUGUUGUUCAGCGGCAGUAUUUUGAGCAACGCGUUCAGCGGCUUGAUCGCGGCUGGUCUGCUCAAGUUGGACGGCCUCAGGGGCAUUGCAGGAUGGAAAUGGAUGUUCAUUGUCGAAGCAACUCUCACCGUCUGCAUCUCUGUGAUCGCCUUCUUCGUUCUUCCCGACUUUCCAGAGAACUCUUCCUUCCUUAGCGAGGAAGAGCGGAGCCUGGCAGUUGCGCGCUUGACGGAAGAUGCUGGCGAGGCAGAUGUGGGUGGGGGCGACGCGAAUGGGCACGGAAACACGUCGCAUGGCCUGCUGCUUGCGGUCAAGGAUCUGAAAGUGUAUCUGCUUGCUGUCUUGCUUACUGCUGUCACUGCUGGGCUCUCAUUCAACGCAUUCUUCCCUACGCUCACGGGAACUCUCGGCUACGGACAGACGCAGACGCUCCUCCUGACGGUCCCACCCUGGUUCUUUGCCUUUGUCUGCGUAUACUUCAACGGACGUCACGCCGAUGCCACCCAAGAGCGCUUUCUGCACAUCUCGCUUCCCCUGGUUGUCGGCAUCGCUGGCUUCAUCAUCAGCGCAUCGACCAUGAACACCGCCGCGCGCUUCGUAGGCCUUUUCCUGAUGGCGCCGUCCUAUGCCGGCUAUGUCGUCAUCCUCACAUGGAUCAGCAACACGAUCCAUCGCCCCACGACGAAGCGAGCCGUCGCGCUGGCUGGCAUCAACGCAUUUUCGCAGCUCGGCAACAUCGCUGGCAGCUACAUCUGGCAGAAGAAGAAGUUUGGCCCUCGCUACUGGCAGAGCAACCUCAUCUGCACGUGCAUGUUCCUCGUCGGCAUCGCGCUCGCGCUCGCCAUGCGCGUGCGCCUCGCGCGCGACAACAGAGCGCUUGAUCGCAAGUAUGGCACGGUCGAGGAGACCCAGGCAAGCGAAGGCGGGAAAUCGACCGCUCAUUUGACCAAGAGGAAGUUCCGCUACCUGCUUUGA